Messenger RNA from Capsicum annuum, 1619 nucleotides. Its product is annotated as solute carrier family 25 member 44. Gene Ontology annotation, biological process: transmembrane transport. The transcript has 6 exons. Bases 288 to 1253 code for a protein of 321 amino acids. Lineage: Eukaryota; Viridiplantae; Streptophyta; Magnoliopsida; Solanales; Solanaceae. The record is from RefSeq and is a predicted model, not a curated record.
UCAGACGCCGCCAAACGACCUAACAACAACUCUUGUUUCCAAUUCCAAAUCUCAUUUUACAGCAAAAACGAAUAAACCGAAUAAAAAGUACCGGUAUUUAGGAGGAGAAGAAGCAUUUUAUUGACCAUUUUUUGGUCGGUGCUUUUCCUCCAAGAAACUUACAAUAUUCAAACAAAUACUUAUUCAGAGCUCCCCAUUUUCCAAUUUGUUUUGCACAAUUUUGGCGCAAGUUUUACUUGUCAUCAUAGUUAGGGUUUUGAGCAGUUUGUAUUUUUUGGGAGCCUUAAAUGGAGAUUGCUGGAUCUAGAAGAAAGUCUUUUAACCAAACUGAGAUUAAUUGGGACAAGCUUGAUAAGACUAAGUUCUAUGUCGUAGGAGCUGGAAUAUUUACAGGACUUACUGUUGCACUAUACCCCAUUUCCGUUAUCAAGACGAGAAUGCAGGUUGCAACCAACAAUGCUGCAAAAGACAAUGCAUUUUCUGUUGUCAGGGGCCUAGUGCGAAACGACGGCAUUCCCGGUUUAUAUAGAGGCUUUGGAACUGUCAUUACAGGGGCGAUUCCUGCCAGGAUUAUAUUUCUCACAGCACUAGAGACCACUAAGGUGGCCGCAUUUAAGAUGGUUGAACCAUUCAAGCUAUCAGAACCUGUACAGGCAGCUAUAGCAAAUGGCGUUGCUGGCAUGAUGGCGUCUCUUUGUUCACAAUCCGUCUUUGUUCCAAUUGACAUAGUCAGUCAAAGGUUAAUGGUGCAAGGAUACUCAGGACAUGCAAGCUACAAUGGAGGCUUGGAUGUUGCUCGAAAAAUUCUGAAGUCAGAAGGUAUUCGUGGACUAUAUAGAGGAUUCAGUCUAUCUGUUCUAACAUACUCACCAUCCAGUGCUGUAUGGUGGGCAAGUUACGGUUCGAGCCAGCGGUUCAUAUGGAGCAAGCUCUUGGAUAAUGGAACUGAGCAAGGUGGUCCUGCUCCGAGCCAGGGGAAAAUAGUAGCAGUUCAAGCUGCUGGUGGGAUCGUUGCUGGUGCUACUGCAUCUUGCAUAACAACUCCAUUGGACACCAUUAAAACUCGAUUGCAGGUGAUGGGACACGACAAGAGACCUACUGCACGCCAAGUAGUUAAGCAGCUAAUUGCCGAGGAUGGUUGGACAGGAUUUUAUAGGGGAUUAGGUCCAAGAUUUGUCAGCAUGUCAGCGUGGGGAACCUCCAUGAUACUUGCCUAUGAAUAUCUCAAGCGCUUGUGUGCAAUAAACGAAUAGGUUGAUAAAGCUAGCUGCCAGACACUUGUGGCAGGGUUUUAUAUUACUGACAGUUUUGAGAGCUGGAGAUAUCAAGACCGUGGUAGCGCUGCUGAUUAGCUGACUGUAUACUAAUGACGCUAUGACACUGAUACAUAAGUUGACUUGGAAUUCAAGUACCUGGCCAAAACACAAUUAAUUUUCUCAGGAGUUUACUCACAAUAUUCUUAAAUGAUUUUUACCGGAUAAAUGUAAUAUUCAUUGGUUGUAGUCAGUCACUACAGGGAGGACAAAGGAUAUGUUCUUGAAUAAUUUUUGCCAGAUAAUAAAUGUAAUAUUCAUUCAUAUAGGAAUAAAUGAAUGCUUGAUCCUCCUACAUUUUUUUAA